AUGGAAGACAAGCAACGGAGAUGGCGACGACAAAGACGAAGAAGACAAGAAGAAGAUGAGAAGAAGAAUAAGAAUAAGAAGAAUAAGACGAGAAAGACGAGACGAAGCGAUGUCGACUUCGCCUCCAAGCCGUCUGUCUACCCUACAGGACUACUCGCUAUCUCCUACCUACGCCCAACAACGCCGCCGCUGGUGGCACGACCAAACCUCCAGCCGCUAGAGGAGGUCCCGUGUGCCCUUGCUGCUAUUAAUUAUUUCGCUUGGGAGGCUGGCGGACUAGUUGGAGGUCCGCAGCAGCGUCUGUGUCUGUGA
This is a messenger RNA of Nannizzia gypsea CBS 118893, 312 nucleotides long. RefSeq lists its product as hypothetical. The transcript is spliced from 2 exons. The coding region runs from base 1 to 312 and encodes 103 amino acids. Lineage: Eukaryota; Fungi; Ascomycota; Eurotiomycetes; Onygenales; Arthrodermataceae. The record is from RefSeq and is a predicted model, not a curated record.